AUGGCCACCCCCAACUACACACCCGAGCAAAUAUCCGCCCUCCGAGCUCUGCGCGACCGCCUCCGCUCCGCACAAUAUACCUGGGAAGUCCGGCAGCUGUUGAAGAAUGCAGCUAACGCUACAGGACUUAAGCAACUACAGCUCGUACAAUGGCAGGAUGGAGAUAACAACAGGAAGAAUUUGCUGCAUUUUUUGGUGGACGAAAGGCUUGAAAAAGUAGCCAUCCUCCUCAUUGAAGUCUUCUGGAGCCGGAAGGAAGAAGACCAAAAACAGCUCAUGCGUAUCAUCAGGUAUCCAAAGUGCUACAUCGAUAGUCCUGAAGGCAGCGGCGGGGAAUAUACAGUUGAGCGUCUCGCGGAAGGACGAAACUGCGAGCAGCUUGUAGAUUUGAUAAGCCGGUUUCGUGAGCUGUGCCCCCCAGACACGAGAGAAGAAGCAGAUGAAGAAGAGCAUGAAGAAGAGACAGAAGAGGAAAGAGCAAGUGCAACAGAACGUAUGAGACGUCUUCAACGACUAAGCACCCCUAUACCUCGAACUCCUUCUCCUCCUUCUCCGACGUCGUCAAAUGGUUCACUGGAACCCGCUAACUUUUCUCCACUGCAUGUGUUUACUACAAAGAAGAAGACUCCUCUAAAUCUUCAUGCUGCGCGACCAGUUAGUUCUAGUCCUCGCAGUACUCCUCCUCGCAGUACUCCUCCUCUAGCUAGAGGCGGUUCCCCUGUAGAGAUAACAAUCUGGAGUUCUCCUCCUCUUCCUUCUCCUUCUCCUGCUGUGAUACAAACGCCUAUUCUCCUGCGUGGUUCUGGUCAACCUAGUACCCCGCCGCCUUUGUUCAUACCUUCUAGUACUCCUCCUCCAGCCCCAGGGGCACCAGAUACUCCACUUUGGUAUCCCCCUUCAGAGCAUUCAGAGCCAGAGCCGGGUUUAGAUCCAGAGCGGGAGGAACAAAGAGCAAGGAUUCAGAGACCCUCAGCACCACCGCCGCCGGGUAGUUUUGUGCCUGCGCCGCCUGAACGGACACCUGAACCUGUCACUCCGGUUCGUCUUCUUCUAGUGUCUGCUGACUUCCUUUCCCCUUUUUGGGGGAUAAAUGGGUUUAUGAGACUAAUCCUGAUGCGUCAAAUGGUAGUCUAG
This is a messenger RNA of Neurospora crassa OR74A, 1134 nucleotides long. RefSeq lists its product as hypothetical. The coding region runs from base 1 to 1134 and encodes 377 amino acids. The record is from RefSeq and is a predicted model, not a curated record. Lineage: Eukaryota; Fungi; Ascomycota; Sordariomycetes; Sordariales; Sordariaceae. The transcript is spliced from 2 exons.